Closterium sp. Naga37s-1 is the source of this 2289-nucleotide messenger RNA. Lineage: Eukaryota; Viridiplantae; Streptophyta; Zygnematophyceae; Desmidiales; Closteriaceae. The record is from the annotation of a GenBank genome assembly.
AUGCUGGCCAGCGAGGUAUGCCCCAUUCCCGCGCAGAACUGGCGAAAAGACGCCCCCCGCGCCGAGACCCGAAAUAGUACACUCUCCUCCACCCCAGCAGCGGCGGCGGCGGCGGCGGCGGCGGCGAAGCGGGGAGCUCCAGGAACGGGCUCCGCGUCAGCAUCGGCGCGAGAAGAUAAGACGGAGAGCUCCUGCGACAGUACCACGAGGAAGACGAAGCAGCAGCCGCUCGUGCAACGAGGAAAUCCCACGGCGGCCGGCCAUCACAAAGCGGCCCUUUCCGUGACGAUCGAAGACGCGUCAUCUGAAGAUUCCUCAGCGGACUUCCCGGCGCGCUUCGAAACUGAGUCCAAGCCUGUCACGCUCGGAGAAGCGUCAUUGUCUUCAGUGCCGCCCUUUCGAGUCGGAGUUUUCUCCGCGCAGUCGCAUCUCCGGGAGAACGCGCCGUUUGGUUCCGCCUCGCCGGCGACUUCCCCCACGCCGUCCGCGUGCUCCGCGCGCUCGUCCGUCAUCUCGACCUUCUCGCUCGCGCGCCGCUCCUCCUUCUCCUCCUCCGCCUCCAGUUCCGUCGCCAGCGGCGGCAGCAGCAGCAGCGGCGGCGGCGGCGGCGGCGGCGGCGGCGGCGGCCACGGCGACUUCACGCCGCCCAUCUCCAGAUGCAGCACGCUUUUGGGAAGCGCGAGCAGCACCAUUGACGAAAACGACGUGCCGUCGUUCGCGGCAAGGAAAGACAGGGAUACAACGCCGUCGUAUCUUCUCUCGUCCCGCCCAAAAUCCCCGCGGCAGUCGCCCACCGAUUACCACGGCGAUGAAGACGGAGGCGCGGCGAUUUCCCGCGUGUGCACUGCGCCGUCCGUCGCGGACAGCAGCAGAUCGCGCCCGCCGCGGCUCGUGAUGGAGCGCUUGCGCCUCGGCCUUCCUAACCGCACGUCCUCGCUACCUCUACGCGGCCUAGACUCCCCUACUGCCUCUCCUGCUAAUUCUCCUGCCGCGAAUGACACGAGUGGCACGACUGGCAUGGCUCGUACGAGAAUGAGCGGUCAUUCCGUGCCCAAAUGCUCCUCCCUGGCAAGUGAUCCUGCACCUGCGGGGUUACAUUCACCUGUGUCUCAAACUACAUGGGAGCACAUGCGGCGACGGACGGUGGCAGCAACGGGUGUGAAGGAGCAAGGGGGCGAGGAUCUACAGAUGGAUGGGGAGGAAAUGAGACAGCAGCAGCAUUGGCCGGAGGAGGAAGGGAUGGGCGAGACGGAACGCAAAUCGCAAUUUCUUGCUGAGUCGGCCUGCCUGAACUGGGAAGAUGUGGAAGAGCUGUGUCAUCGCAUGGACAUAGCAGGCAUUCGUAUAGAAACCCUGGACAUCCAACCUGUGGAUGAUGAUAACCAUCCGCCAUCGCAUGCUGCAAAGGCGCACACAGGCACGACAGCAACAGCACCAGCAGCUGCUGCUGCUGCCUGCAACGCCCUAGUAGGCCGCUCAGGGCCGGUGUCUGUUGGUAAGGACAUGACGAGAUUCAGUGGGGAGGAGUCGUGUGCCAGUGCAGCAUCAGUGGUGGCGCUCAAGUUCAGUGGCAUGCACAUGUGCGACGGUUCAGUCGCCGCCUUCCCCGCAGCGUCCGGCAUCUACGCGAUCUACGAUAAAGAAGGCGCGCUGCAGUACAUGGGGCUGUCGCGGCGGCUGGCGGCGAGCCUGCAGGCGCACGCGGAGGACCUCCCCGAGAUGUGCGGCGCUGUCAAGCUCGCAGUGGUAGCGGCGACGAACAAGGAGGCCCUGGUGGAGGCGUGGAAGGCGUGGAUGCAGGAGCACGUGGCGGGCACGGGCAAGGUGCCGCCGGGCAACGAGAGCGGCAACUCCACGUGGACCACGCGGCGCGUGAAGCGUGUCAAGCCGGACCUGCGUAUCGUGCCGGGGCCUCAUGUCAAGCUCACGAUUCCUCUCAGCGAGCUGAUUGAGAAGCUGGUGAAGGAGAACCGGGUGGUUGCAUUCAUCAAGGGCACUCGCACAUCGCCGCAGUGUGGCUUCUCGCACCGCGUGCUGACGCUGCUGAACGAGGCACGGGUGGACUAUGAGACACUCAACGUGUUGGACGAGGACCACAACCCGGGCAUCCGAGAGGGUAUCAAGGAGUACAGCCAAUGGCCCACCAUCCCGCAGGUAUUCGUGAACGGGGAGUUCAUCGGGGGGGCGGACAUUCUAGAGGAGAUGGCUCAGUCUGGCGAGCUCAAGGAGGCCCUGGCGGCGCCACAGCAGCAGACUGCCACUGCUGCUGCUACCGGAGGUUUGGCCUAG